AACGGCGUAUACCGCGGCCUCGUCGACGUCAACCCGAACGACCCGAACGCCGUGCAUUUGGAAAUCAUGAUCGCCAACAUGGACACACAAGACUACGUGAUCCGAGCGUCUUCCAAGAUGAUUCACGUUCCCGCAUCCCUCUACAACACGACAGCCAAUUCGCUCAACAAUCCCGUGCGAAUCCAACUUGACAGCGCCAACGGCGUCCUAACUCGAGCAUCCCUCACGAAGGACCUGCCCUUGUCAACCCGUAUCAACUUGGCCGUAGGGUCCAUUGCCUGGUAUCCCUUUGACAGCUACGCCACACUGCUCGACGUGCAGGCGGCGAUUGGCACCGGCGCGUUCACAGGCACGAAGGAGUCGGGGAUUCCCAUGAGUUUGAGGGUGUACCAGCCAGAGGAUUUUGACUGG
Messenger RNA from Aphanomyces invadans, 411 nucleotides. RefSeq lists its product as hypothetical. The annotation marks the transcript as partial. The transcript is spliced from 4 exons. The record is from RefSeq and is a predicted model, not a curated record. NCBI's taxonomy places the organism in Eukaryota, Oomycota, Saprolegniomycetes, Saprolegniales, Verrucalvaceae.